Molecule: messenger RNA, 7188 nt
Organism: Athalia rosae (coleseed sawfly)
Lineage: Eukaryota; Metazoa; Arthropoda; Insecta; Hymenoptera; Athaliidae
Gene: tmod
Product: tropomodulin
Exons: 12
Coding region: 2195-3490 (431 amino acids)
Biological process (GO): pointed-end actin filament capping; myofibril assembly
Cellular component (GO): myofibril
Molecular function (GO): tropomyosin binding
Source: RefSeq, a predicted model, not a curated record
GGCUUGAAAUAUUUUAUGAUAUUCUUAUGAAAACUUGCCAAAGUAAAUACCUAGUUUAGUAACUACUGAAGAAUCAAGUGAAUAAUCGACUACAUAUAACGAUUUAUGAUAUUGGGUGCGAUCUCGCCGAGCUCUAAAGGUUGCAUAUUAUCAGACCGAAAAAUAUCUGCACAAAAACUGUCAACAUAUGAAACCGUUACAUACGAAUCCACUCUCCUUGUUUGCCUUAAUGAGACACAUGUUUUAUAUUGGGGGAAAUAUUUUGAUACUUUAUCCUUGUAUAUUAUGUGGGACGAAGUUGGAUUAUUGUCCGGACUUUUGUCUCUGCCCUGAAUUCCAUAUCAACUUUUUACCAUGGGAGUUAGGAGCUCUUGACUUUAAUUGUCUAGCAUAAAUGAUCCUUCUUCGAUGUAAUAUUCUUCUCCUUGGAUAUGUUAGGUACGAAUUGUAGCCUACUCAAAUUAAUGCUCAUAAAAUCAAAUGAAAAAAUGUUCGUGCAACACGCACGUAUUUUUGUAUACAUUUCUACUUAGUUUGCUACAAAUUUACGAAUAUUGAUAAACUUGAUACAAAAAAUUAAGGUUCAUGUAUUAUACAUUCUAUACAAUUUACAAAAUAAAAUAUCCGUUGUUAGUUAGAAUCCUAUUGUGAUGAUAGUAUGUCUUCAUGAUUACUUUGUCAACUACGAUCGUGCAAUGGAUUGAAAAUGUUCCAACCAAAUUAACAAUUCUGAUCUGUAGAAUCAUAUUUAUAGAAUAUUAUGGAGUACCGGUCUACACAUGUUUUUGUUAGAAAAGUUAUGAAUCGUUGGUCUAUCUACGUCGGUCUGACGACGUAUGAAGUUAUAUCUACGUAGACAGAGAUCGGUCGCGUGUAUUUAGUAUUUAUACUGGUUUUUGUUACGAUAAGAAUGAAAACACAGAAAGAUAUUUUUGAGAUAACACAUGUGCCUUUUAGAAAAAAUUACCCAUCGAACGACUCGAAUUCCCGAACUGUCGUAUUCAAGACUCAAGUCGGAGUCUGAUCUGAUUAUGAAAUUAGACCAACUGGUGUAGUUUUGUGAAAGAAGAAGAUACAGUUUGAAAGGUGCGUGAAACAUGGAAGUAAAUUUGUUGCAAGGUCAUCAUGUAAUAUUCGUUUGCAUAAUACACUAUCUCACUAACUUAUCAGAAAAAAAUCUAAUGCGCUUUUACGCUUUAUUCUAUAUCAUAUUUUUGUAAUUGCAUAUUAUAACAGAUUGAUUGUAAACACUCUGCGAGUAAUUUGCAACAGCGAAAAUACACAUCCAUUAGCUAAUAUCAUAACAUAUUGUGUGUACACGGUCUUUCAUUGAUAAUCCCCUAUUUACUCUGUUGCAACUUAAUUAUUCGUCUCUUCCUAUCGACAUCCAAAUCGUCUCGAUUAACAGUCGAUCUUUCAUCUCUUCCCUUGUCUCGGUUUGAAGUGUGUAUCAAAAGAAAUAGUAUGCAGAAUUUUGAACAAUUAUGUGAGUCGAUAUGCAUUAUAGAAUCAUUUACAUCACCGAUAUAUCAAAAAGUUAAACAGAACAGAGUUUGCUGUGAACUUUACAAGCGUCCGAUGAUAUUCUACUCUUUGUCGUAGAAAAACGAAAGAGCGUCAGAGAGUGAGAAGGAAGGUGAAGAUUAGAUUUGGUCCCCGGGUCGUGGCAUCGCGGUAACGAACGCGUGUUCCGCUGCCGUAACUUAAGGGAAAACUGAAAUCUAUUUUCGCUGUGAACCACGGGUUGGAGGGCCUAUAGCAGCAGUUUGCUUUAGUUUAGCCAGUCGCGUCGUUCGGUACAGAGUCGCAUCCUGGAAUCCGAGGUUUCGCCUCGAGUUUAUUUUACAAUAAUUUCGCGUCUGUUUCUCAAAAUUUUUAUCAUUUUAUAAAUACGACUAUUAAGUUUUUAAAUCGUUCGCGAACAGGUGUUUCAAUAUUUUAUAUUCCUCAUUUACUGUAUCGUCUUCCAUCCUCACAUAUUUACGUGCGGGUGUUCAUUCCUGUGUCUUUUUUUUUCUAAUACCCCCGUGUUCUUUUGUUCUCCCUUCUGUUGAGACCGUGGAAGGCGGGUUUUCGACCCUGGAGGGUGAUACUAACGAAAAUUCACUACCAAACGGGACGAUGGAAGUGAUGGACUCUCUUAGCCCCGUCAUCUCGACGCCGUCAACGCCGACCGUCGAGAUCAUCGAGGAAAAUGGACCUACCGUCGAAGAAACCUACGAAGUUACGACUACCCGUCGAAAAACAGUUCGCACGAGCUACAAAAUUCAGGAAGUAUGUAUUGUCAACAAUUUUGCUGUUACCCGCGACUUCGAAUACGUCUGCGUCAACAAAAACAACCACCAUGACGACGGCAGCCAAGCUGUACGGCAAAGACCUGAGCGAGUAUGAUGAUGUAGAUGUAGACGAUCUGCUAGCGCAGCUUUCCCCUGAAGAAAUCAAUAUACUUGCCAAGGAAGUAGACCCAGAUGAUAGUUUCAUGCCUCCGUCGCAGCGCUGCAGUUAUGAAUGUGAUAAAGAUCCGACUGGCCCACUGAAUCGCAAGAAGCUGAUCGACCACAUCAACAAACAGGCUUUAGAGACACCGGAUAUCCCAGAGCUGAAGCCAUACGUACCUGGAACUGUUCGUGGGAAAAAAUGGAUUCCGCCACCACAAGAUAAUCAAAAAGAGAAAGAAGCUGAUGAACAGAUUGCGAUAGACCUGGGAGAUGAAUACGAACAAGCCCUUUCAGCUGCGUCGCAGGAAGAAAUUAUUGACCUUGCCGCUAUCCUUGGUUUUCACUCAAUGAUGAAUCAGGAUCAGUAUCAUGCCUCAUUAUUGAAUUCUGGCCAGCCUGUUGGCUUGGGUUGGGAUGGUAUUACGAAGGCAAGCCAACCUAAAGUAUUUCCCAUGGAACCUCCAAAUAAUACAGACGUUGAUGAGACCAUCAAACAAGUUCACGACGAUGAUCACAAAUUGAUUGAUCUGAAUUGGAAUAAUAUUAAAAACAUUUCCGAUGAAAAAUUCAUCCAGUUAUUCGAAGCAUUGGAGAUCAACACACACCUUGAAGCAUUGAGUCUGACAAACGUUGGGCUCACAGACAAGACUGCACUCAGAUUAGCUGACGUCAUUGAAAAAAAUUCAACCCUCAGAGUACUCAAUGUUGAAACAAAUUUCAUCAGCCCAUCUGUGAUAGUGAGGCUCAUCAAGGCACUUCUGAAAACAAAAUCCAUUGAGGAAUUCAGAUGCUCAAACCAGAGGUCACAAGUUUUGGGUAAUAAAAUCGAAAUGGAAAUUACGCAAUUGGUUGAGCAAAACCCAACGCUACUUCGGCUGGGACUUCACCUCGAAUUUAAUGAUGCCAGACACAGAGUAGCUGCUCACCUACAGCGUAACAUUGACAGGAUUCGUCGAGCCGAUCCUCUGGAACGUGCUAAGACUGUAGCAAUUGGAGCAGGUGCUGGGAACUUCUCCGUUCUCCCAGAUGAUGCUCUUAAAAAACGAACAUAGCGCUUGCGUAGCGCAUUGAUACGGCAGUCCCGGGUCGGGGCAGCGACAUCCUAGUGCGAUGAGGCGUUCGCCUAGACCGUUUACGCCGCACAGGAAGGGCUUCUCGUAACUACACAAUAGGCUGGGCCAUGCAUUGAGGGGAAAAAAAAGGAUCUUCGCUUCCAUCGUUCGCUGUGUCAUUUUGUUUUUUGUAUUUGAAACUAAGCAAAAGAGAAAAGAAAAAGAACUAAAUAAUUAAACGAACAAAAAUAACCUAGUCGCAGUUCGACCAUCCUCUGGACGUUGUUUUCAAUCACAACGUAUAACAUCGGAGGUGUAAAGAUAAUCUUCUAUCGAUGAACUUGGCCGAUUAUGGUAUCUGUGCGCAAUAUUCGCUGCAGUUCGAACGAGAUCAAAUGGUUAUAACCGGACAUAUACCGUGAUGAACUUUUGACGAGACGUCGAUAUGGAACGAACUUUGAUCCUUCGUCGUUUCUUGCAACUGACAGUUGGAUUGUGUUGGAGUCUUUCAAACAUCGAGCGACAAGUGCGUUCGUACGAUUGUCAUUGGUACAGUAAUCAAAAAAUAUACGAGACGUCAACGUCACCGAUCCGCCGUACCGCUGGAAUGAACUUUGGAGAAGCCUUAUUUUUUAACUCAAAAACAAGAGAAAAAAAAAAACACGAAACAACGAAAACUGUGAAACUACGAAGAUUUGUAAUUCUCACAAAGAUCCGACGAACGGAUCGCAUUAAAGAACGGACGUUAGUGUACGAGACUCAAGUCUACUCGGGCCUUGAGGAAUAUCAUCUGAAAAAUCGACGCCUUCCUCGUCAAUUAUUUCGGAUUCACUGCUAAAAGAGGGCCUUGUAAUAGAAACGAAACGAAGCGGAACGGUGCCGGCGAGAAAGAAAUCGUAGUCGUUUUUAGAAUUUUUAAACUUUACUCUUUUAUGCAAUCCUACACACGCUACCGAAAAUGGCUCUGAUAAAUCUAGUAUCUGGAUAAUGCAAAACAAGAACGCUGCAGAUGUUCGUCUGUCAGCAAGCUCGUCGUUAUAGUGUUUGUCGAAUUGAGAAGCUUUCCUUAAUCGUGUCGCGGUUUAUAUACCGCUACUUUUAAAAGUAUCGCUUUUUGUAGCUCUAGGAUUAGAACGUUCUUCUUCUUUUUGUGUUCUUUCCUUAUUUUAACAAACCUCGUCGUUAUUCAGCUUAUUUUUGAAAGUUUAUACAAACUUUUUUUUCGUUAUUUUUCUUCCGAAAGCCACGUGUACCAGCUACACUAAAUAAAAGAUUAUACUCGUUAUCAGUGAGGACAUAAGAACGGUUUCUUUUUGUUUCACAGUAUAACAAAAACUUCUGUCCCCGUAAUGGAUUUGUUGGCUUGUAAGAAAAUGAAUUGAGGGGGUGGAUUUUGUGAUCAGAAUGCCGACGAUUCGCGAAUCGCCUACGGUAUGAUGUAUUAAAUAUUAUGUGUGACUUGAGAUAGCUUGUUUCUCUUCUACAAUGGCAUAUUCAAGCGUCGUUUUUGUAAACACUCAAACCCGUACCCGUGUAGUCGAUAAAUUUUUCAAAAACUCAACGUUAUUCAUCCGUGGCUUAGUUAAUUGUGAUGUGCACUAUAAAUGCCGUUUCUUUUUUUUUUUUUUGUUUUUCUCUGUCAAUUUUAUUGUCGAAUUUAUAAGAGAAUAUUCCAAUCUUAGUGUACAACGCACUAGGAUGUUGCCGACUAAUUAAUUAAUGACUCGGUUUUAAAUGAGAAGAAGGAAAUAAUUGUAUAAUGCCGAAAAAAUAAACAAAUUUGUAAUCGUCCUACCCCCAUUUACUAUUACUAUAGAAAAUUACUUUUUAUUUAUAAUUAUUAUAGAAAUAAUGUUCUUAUUGUUACACCAAACUAUGACGUCCAUUACGGAAAUGAUGAAAUUAUUAUAUAUGGGGACGAUGUGACGAGGAUUGUAAUUAUUAUUAAUGACGAUAUUUUAAUGGAUUUGGUAGUGAUAUUUGAUCAUCGUGAUAAAAGCCACUAAUUUAAACAUAAGGAAAAAUAAAACGAAACAAAAUAAUAUAAAUUAAUAACAUACCGAAAAAUUAACAACAAAAACGAAACAAAAAAAACAAUACCAAGUUUAAUGAUAAUUAAUGUUGAGAAAAAUGAACAAAUAUUACACAAAAACUAACCCCCCUCCCCCCGACGUUCCCCUUGACAUAUGCCGAGACGAAAAGAACAUCAUGAUGUAAUAAAUUUAAGUCGAUUAUACAUAUAUAUUAUACAUCUAAAUAUUAUAAUAUAAAUAUUGUAUGGAUAUAAUGAUGAUAAUAUAUUACGACCCUCAUAAUUUCGCUUUUAAGAUACAUUAUAUUAAAUUUUAGGUAACAAUAAAGUCGAUCUUUAAGCGACUCACGGAACCGGAUGGCCGAUGCCUUCUUUUAAAACUGCCUAUAUAAUAACCAUGAUUUCUAAUCGCGUUGGGAAACGUACCACCAGGUCGAUUAAUUCUUCCCCGCAUAAUACCUAUAUUUUAAUUAUAUGGGCUUCGGCUAUUUUACUAUGUUAUUACUAUGUUCAUAAUUGAAAUUAUUAUAAUAAUGAAAAUUAUUAUUAUACUUAUUCAAUAACUAAUCUGAUGAAUAAUUAUUUCGUUUAAUUAUUAUUACUAUCAUUAUUAUUCUAGAAUUGGUACGAAUAUGCGAUCAGUCUGUACAUAAUUAUUGUGUUGAUUGUGUUUUCAAUAAUAUUAAAAACGAAUCAUGUCACUUGGUUUUUUCGAAUCUUUUUUUUGGUUUUUUUUUAUCAUCGUCAUUUCGACGUGAUUUCAAGAACACAGGACGCGAAAUAUUGUAGAUGUACUAGUAUUCGACCAAACUAUAAACGUGGGUCUACGUAGCGACGACACAAAUGUUUUUUAAUUAUCAACCAUAUUGUUGUUGGUAUUAUUAUUAUUAUUAUUAUUAUUAUUAUCAUUAUUUUUAUUAUUAUCAUUAUUAUUAUCAUUAUUAUCAUUAUUAUCAUUAUUACUACCCUUAUGAUUACUGUUACUACCACAAUUUUGCUACCAUACUAACAAAACUACUACACUAUACUACUACUACUACUACUACUACUACUACUACUACUACUACUACUACUACUACAAUGUUAUAAUUAUUCUUAUCAUUGUCGUUAUUAUUACACUGUAAUUUAAUUUACGAUUAUUUAUUGUUGCCGCGUAAACCCUUUGUAUAGCGUAGGUAUGUGACGAAGAGAAACGACGAAAUGAUUAUUGGUUCAAAGAAUAGGAAAGAAAAAGAAAAACUGAAAGAAAGUAUUUCAAAAAUUAUUUGUAAUGUAUGAUGAAAAAGAAGAUAGUGUUAAGUAGGCUCGAAGCAUUAACGGCUAUUAUAAUUAUAAUAAUAAUACUGCAGAUGGCUCAUCUUUUCGUUCAUGAAUAUAUACUGAUAAUAUACCAAUAGGUAAUAUGCAGGAUUAUAAUACAUGUACGCGUUGCGUUAGUUGCUUUAUAAUAGCGCAGGUUCAUAAUAAUUAUUGUAGAAUGUGAAGUUACCUUUGGAAAGCAUUCAUUAAUCCAAUGAUCCAUUCAUCUAUGCACUGAUUCGCCAGCCUCUUGAAAUUAAAUGUUAGCUCGUUCUAAUUCUUGUAUAUGUAUUAUUUCUACGCAAUCACACGAUCAAAGCCUUGCUAGCCUUGUAACACCAAAUUUAAUAAAACUAUAUAAAACGCG